CGAGGCGGGGGGAUGGCUCUGUGACACAGACAGAGAGAGACACACGCACAUACUCCAGAGUUUAAACCCGGAACGAUGAGAAAACACAACUUGGGAUUUCAAAGUGACCGGGAGAAAUUGAAAGCCUAAUGACUUUUUGCAGCUGUAUCAGCUUCACCUCUGGAAGACGUUCAAAGGAUAUUUUUCCUGCAAACAUUUUCUAUUUUAAGUUGUUUUUUAAUGUGUGUGUGAGGCAACGGAGAGAGAAGACUGAUUGUGCUUUAUUUUAAAGAAAUCGCCCGUGCUCUCUGCUCCUGCACUUUUGAAUCCGUCUUGAUUUCUGCAUUGGCCGGAGAGACAGGAGCAGGGAAAGAAGCUGCCUCGCAGCCGCCUUCAGCAUGCUCUCCCCUCGGCCACACGGACUGCGGGCCCUCGCUGUGCUGCUGCUCCUGUGGAUGAUCGACCCGAGUCAAGCAGGAUCUGAGCACAGCGAUGUGCUUCCUGAGGCCUUCCCAUCUUCACCAACAGAGCCACUGCCACGAUUCCAGGUGGAGCCAGAUGAUGCCUAUAUUGUCAAGAACAAGCCAGUUGUAAUGGCCUGCACAGCAACACCAGCCACACAGAUCUACUUCAAGUGCAAUGGGGAAUGGGUGCAUCAGAAGGACCAUGUGACUGAGGAGAAUGUGGAUCAGAUCACAGGGCUGGUGGUUCGGGAAGUUCACAUCGAGGUCUCUCGGCAGCAGGUGGAGGAGCUGUUUGGUUUAGAAGACUUCUGGUGUCAGUGCGUCGCUUGGAGUGCGUCAGGAACGACCAAGAGCAGGAGAGCAUACGUCCGCAUUGCCUACCUAAGGAAGAACUUUGAGCAGGAACCACUGGGAACAGACGUAUCCCUGGAGCAUGAGGUUCUAUUGCAGUGUCGUCCUCCAGAAGGAGUCCCACCAGCAGAGGUGGAAUGGCUUAAAAACGAUGAAGUUAUCAAUCCAGUCCAAGAUUCGAACUUCCUCCUCACCAUCGACCACAACCUGAUCAUCAAACAGGCCCGCCUCUCUGAUACGGCAAACUAUACAUGCGUAGCCAAGAACAUAGUGGCAAAGAGGCGUAGCACCACGGCCACUGUGGUGGUAUACGUGAACGGCGGCUGGUCAACCUGGACAGAAUGGUCUUCAUGCAAUACGCGCUGCGGCCGGGGCUGGCAGAAACGGACGAGGACAUGCACCAACCCGGCACCACUCAACGGCGGGGCCUUCUGCGAAGGUCAAACCUUUCAGAAGAUUGGCUGCACCACCAUGUGCCCAGUUGAUGGUGGCUGGACAGAUUGGAGCAAAUGGUCAGCCUGCAGUACCGAGUGCACCCACUGGAGGAGCCGUGAGUGCACUGAACCCUCACCCAGAAAUGGAGGCAAGGAUUGCAUUGGCCCUGUUCUGGAAUCCAAAAACUGCACAGAUGGCCUGUGUUUGCAGAAUAAACAGUUAUUAAAUGAACAAAAAACUUCUACAAUGGGGAGUACAGGAGACGUUGCCUUAUAUGCUGGCCUGGUGGUAGCUGUGUUCAUCUUCGUGGUUAUAAUGCUGGUGCUUGGCAUCAUCGUGUACAGAAGGAGCUGCCGGGAUUUUGACACCGACAUCACCGAUUCCUCUGCUGCACUGACUGGAGGUUUCCAGCCUGUCAACUUCAAGACAGCUCGGCACGAUAACUCCCAGUUGUUGAACUCGUCAAUACAGCCGGACCUGACAGCCAGUGCUGGCUCAUACCGGGGGCCCAUGUACACUCUCCAGGACACAGCAGACAAGAUUCCCAUGACAAACUCCCCACUCUUGGACCCCUUGCCCAGCCUGAAAAUCAAAGUAUACAACUCCUCGACGACUACGUCCAUGUUGGUGGGUGAGAUGGACUCGGGCAUAUACCCGGGGGGCAACAGCAGUGAUAGCAACGUUACCAUGAACAUGAGGAACAAAGCCCUCAGCUCCCAGCACUUGGGCACCAUGCCCAGAGAGCCUGGGUACAGUGCCAGUGGAACCUUUGGCUGUUUGGGUGGACGACUGACAGUGCCCAACUCAGGUGUCAGCUUAUUGGUACCACAGGGAGCAAUUCCACAGGGAAAGUUCUAUGAAAUGUACCUGAUAGUAAACAAGAGGGAAAACAUGCUACCCCCAUCUGAAGGUUCACAGACGGUCCUGAGUCCAAUGGUGACCUGUGGCCCAACAGGCAUGUUGUUGUGUCGACCCGUUGUCCUCAGCAUCCCUCACUGUGCAGACGUCUGCGGAUCAGACUGGAGCGUUAAAUUCAAGACGCAGACUCACCAGGCAGCCUGGGAGGAGGUGGUGACAUUGGAAGAGGAGAAUUUAAAUACCCCCUGCUACUGUCAGCUGGACCCCCAGUCCUGCCAUGUUCUGCUUGACCAGUUGGGCACGUAUGCCCUCGUUGGAGAGUCUAUCUCCAGGUCAGCCAUUAAAAGACUCCAGCUCGCCAUAUUUGCACCCAUCUCAUGUACAUCUCUGGAGUACAGCCUUAAAGUGUACUGUGUGGACGACACUCCAGAUGCUUUAAAGGAAGUGCUGGAGCUGGAGAGGACUCUGGGAGGUUACCUGCUUGAGGAACCCAAGACGCUACUGUUCAAGGACAGUUACCACAACCUCCGGCUUUCCAUCCACAAUAUCCCCCACUCACUGUGGAGAAGCAAAUUGCUCGCCAAAUAUCAGGAAAUCCCAUUUUACCAUAUCUGGAGUGGUACCCAGAGAGCUCUGCACUGCACCUUCUCACUAGAGCGAUACAGCCUGGCAUCGUCUGAAUUCUCCUGCAAAAUCUGUGUCCGGCAGGUGGAGGGAGAGGGUCAGAUUUUCCAGCUACAUACAACCAUUGAAGAGAAUGCCAAAGGCGUUAGCCCGUUCCACACGCAGGGCAGCACUAACAUAGCCACACAGGUCGGCCCUUAUGCCUUUAAGAUUCCAUAUUCCAUCCGACAGAAAAUCUGUACGAAUUUGGACGCACCAAACACCCGAGGCAAUGAUUGGAGGCUCCUAGCCCAGAAGCUGGGAGUUGACAGGUAUCUCACCUAUUUUGCUACGAAACUUAGUCCGACCGGCGUCAUCCUGGACCUGUGGGAAGCCCAGCAUCAGGAUGAUGGAGACAUCAACUCCCUCGCCAGCAUCCUCGAGGAGAUGGGCAAGAGUGACAUGAUGGUAGUCAUGACAACAGAAGAAUGCUGAAACACGGAUAACCUUAGAACAUUGUGAUGGAUCCCCAGCAUCCAUGGCAACUGUUACAGAAAUCCACUUGCUGCUGCCUGCAGCAGCAGGCCAAUUAGGAACAAGUAGCAAUUUUAACAUGAGAGCUGAAGAUGUCAUGUUCGAUCUAGACAAAAGAAACCUCUCCUCUCAAAAGCUUUGGGCAGCUUGUAUAAGAUUAACAGUUUCUUAGGAAACGCAUUUAAUUUAUUGUCCAUAUCUUUGGAUGCUUUUGUUUUAUUCGCUCCUAUAUUGAGACUUUGUACAAAAACCGGAGGAUCUGUUUACAUUCACGGUCGAUGUAGACAUCCUUCAAAUCCCAGUGCACAUGUUGUACAAAACAAAACAGGGAGAGGAUUCCAACUGAGUCACUAGACAAUUGUAUAUGAAAUGGAAGAGGAUGAAUUGUGAAUGCGGGCAUACAUCACAGAGUCAUGUUAAUCCUGUUUGUUUUAUUUUUAUGUUGCAAACACAGUUUCUCCAUUCAGAUUUGGAAGGACACAGACUAGAUGCCACAUCUGUGCAAGUUUCUCAUGAGCCACGACUAUGGAGUGAUUUCUAAAACUUCCCUUUUCGAGACAAGCUCAGUAGCUUUGGCUGAGGGUGCCACUGGCUGGCUUUGUUCCACCUUCACUGUUCACAGUGUCGCAGCAGCAUUUGACAGUCAGUCAAUAAGCGCAGAGGAAUGUCCUAUGAUGGUUAGCAGAUGCUCACCAAGUAAUAUCAACCGCAGUCAUUUCCAGGCUAACACCCAUCAUUUCUGCUUAAAGUGAAGAGAUUUAUUCAUCCACUAGAGCUACUCUCCUACCUGCCCCCCUUCACCACAUUGCUCCAACUCUCCACCAGGAUACACAGGAGUGAUUCCUACCCCAGCCUGCACUAAGUUGAGGCCCAAAUUUAAAGAGGCUUGAGGCUGAAGCAAAGCAAUAGUCAUCCAUCAUAGGAAUCUACUAUUUCCCAGGAGAAAUAUUCCUGAUUCAUAAUCUUGCAAUGGCCUAACAGAUGAAAAUGGCUAAAUCCAGACAUAUUGCUCCAGAACAGAGGCUCCCCAGGUGCUCCCCCUCUCCGAAUCCACCACCUCCAUCCACUUCACCGAACCUUCAAAACCUCAAACCAGCGGAACCUGGAGUUCCGAGAACGUUUGCUCCUCGAUUCCCUUUUCAUAUGAACUGGAAGAAUUGUAAAGCCAUUUUCAAAGCCUGAGGCCAGUUCCCAGAAAUGGCUGUGGAUUUGGACAAGGAUUGGUGCAUCGUGUGGGAGUUGCCUCCUCAGGUCAGAGGUCAAAAGGAAGCCCUUGCUGGGAGCGAACGCAACCCGAGAUCAUUUUCUCUUCAGAACCUCUCUCACAUAGAGAAGCCUUCACAUGGUCUCAUUCUGCAUUUGACUCCCAAGUGGAGGACUAGUAUCCAACGAUGUCUUAUUCCAAACUUGCCUUUAAAUAAAACACCUUUCGUUCUUGUCAUGUCCUCAUUGAGACAUUUGAUAGUACAAGCCAAUAGACAUCGAAAGGUGGCUACAUCAUCAGAAACAUCUUAAGUUGAAUAAAAGGUCAGGCCAACCCAAAACAACAUCAAUAUAGGUUGAAUGUGGGAGUGUGCAUUUCUGAUGCUGUGACACUGUCAAUAAAAGAGUAUGAGAUACCCAAGGCUACACCAUCAGAAUGACACUAGUAUUAGUUACUUGUAAAUGUUGUUUAAAUGUUUAAGUACUUGGUAGCACAGCACAUUUUGAGUUAUUUAUUUUCAAGGUGUUUUGGAUAAAUAUAUUUUAAAUUCAUUAUUGUGUCAUUUUAUUUGUUAAAUGACUGCUUCAGAAAGUGAAGUAUCGGACAUGAAUUCUUAUCCUUCAUCUGGCUGGGGGAGAGAGAGCCUUUCUGCUUGUGCCUAAUCCAAAUCAGACAGCCCAUAUAUGAGGAAAUCCACUUAUAAUUCCAUGAUAGGGUUGUCAGCUCUCCAAGGAUUGCUCUGGGAUCUUACAGAAUUGAAAAUGAAUCUCCAGGGGAUCGCUACAAGUGACGUCCAGGAAAAGAUUCACAGGGCCUUUAGAGAACUUUUGUUUCUCAAUUUUUUUGAGUGCAUCUUUUUGUUGUUAGUUACAAAAGGUAUAGCGGGGGGCAUGGGGGGAGGGUGUUGUUGGCUGAUGGUUAAUGGGAGAAGGGCUGUUUAACUGGGCAGAGGCUGCAAAAACAAGAGUGGUCAUUUGCUGAAAAUCUCCAGAAACCCAGGGCUGGCACCCUUCAGUCCAAAGGUCUAUCUCUCCCCACACACAAGCCAAUUACCAGCUAAGCCGCACACUCCUCAUUCAUUGUUUUAGUCAAAUUUUAUCAACAUACAGUGGUGAGCUUUUAGCAGAAAAGAAUCCUUGGUUUUGAUGACAAUAUAUAGUUUUUAUAAAAUUAUAUUUGAACAAUUUAUGAUGGAUACUGGUGUCCAUUUCAAUAAUAGUGAUAUUGAGAUUUUGGACCUAGAUAAGAACAAUCCCACUUGCUGCAGAGACAGAAGAUUGGCGCUAACUUUUAGAUGGCUAUGGCCAGCAUUUUUCAGUAUUCAUCAAUUAAAAGCGGCUCAAGGUGUUUUAGUGAACAGUUAAUCCCCUUUUUCCCAUGUAAGGGGAACCAUGACACCAAGCGGUUAGCAAAAUAAUGCUUUAAAUUCUUUCAUUCACUUCAAGUGCUAUGCAAGUUCAUAGAAGUUGUCAUUUUCAGGCAUAUCGUAAUGCUUCAGUUUUUAUGUACAUCUUUCAUAUUUAUAUGUAUAGAAAGUGCUAGAAUCAAUUGCUCUGUCUGUCUUUUCAUGUAUUUGUUCAUUCUGUAAACUACCAAUUGUAAAUAAGUUUAGCAUUCCUAUUGUAACAAAUUAAUUUUUAUGCAAUAAAUUAUAUUUCCUAGUUUAA
This is a messenger RNA of Stegostoma tigrinum, 6095 nucleotides long. It is a transcript of the gene unc5b, whose product is annotated as unc-5 netrin receptor B. Gene Ontology annotation, cellular component: membrane. Gene Ontology annotation, molecular function: netrin receptor activity; protein binding. The record is from RefSeq and is a predicted model, not a curated record. Bases 378 to 3185 code for a protein of 935 amino acids. Gene Ontology annotation, biological process: netrin-activated signaling pathway; anterior/posterior axon guidance. The transcript has 17 exons. NCBI's taxonomy places the organism in Eukaryota, Metazoa, Chordata, Chondrichthyes, Orectolobiformes, Stegostomatidae.